Messenger RNA from Cladocopium goreaui, 1094 nucleotides. Lineage: Eukaryota; Dinophyceae; Suessiales; Symbiodiniaceae. The record is from the annotation of a GenBank genome assembly.
GCCGAAGGACAUAUAGGUAGAGCUUUCUCCUUUGCCACCGCACCACGUCCCAAAAAUGUCGGGAAAGGCUGGGCUAGUUGAGCAGAUCAAGGGCAUGCAGCGGUCAGAUCCCUAUGGAAGGCAGACCUGGUGGGAUUACUGCGAGAUGCAUUUAGGAGGUGUGAAAGAUCCCAAUCGACAUGAUGAAGGCACCCUCGCGACUUUCCUCAGCCUCUACAACUCGGGCGGCAUCCCUCCCUCGGAACCCAGACCCGAUACACAUGGAAAUCCGUAUGGAGCAUGCGGAGGCUGGGGAGGCGGCAAGGGCUAUGACAUGAUGGGUGGUGGAGGAUCUUGGGAUCCCAUGAUGGGAGGUCAAGCUGGUGGUCCAGGCAACUUCGGCUGUGGCGGAGGAGCCUCUUUAGGUGACUUUGUGAAGACUGGUCAGCGCCAGUCCAAGCAUUGGACCAAUGCAUGGCAGACAUACUGCGCCCUUUAUGGAGGUGGCAUCAAUGACCCAUCCAAACACGAGGAUUCCUUCACCAAGAGCUUCAUUGAAUAUGUCGGAGAGAUCGCUGCGAAUGGAUUGUCAGCUUUGGCAUCGUCACAGGGCAUCAACCUGGAAGAGGUGGUCGGCCAGAGUGGCGGCACAAAGCGACCAGCAACAGGAGGCCGCAGCUAGCCCUGCAGGCAUGCCUGCCAAGCAGGGGCGCUUUGACAUGGACACCAGCGCGCAGAAGCAGGCCCUGGUGGACAAAGUGAAGCAUCUUCAGAGGACCAACAUGUCUUCCAAGGAAUCUUGGUGGGUGUAUUGUGACCAGCAGUGCGGUGGCAUGCGAGACCCUAUGCGCCAUGAUGUGAACUCCUUAGAGGCAUGGUUGGCAUCGCAGGGAGCUACUGCGUAGAUGAUUCAUGAUGAUUUGAUGCCAAGAUGGCCGAUGAGUCAUUUGGUAGAUGGCCUUUAUGAAGCAUAGGUGGAGAAGGCGUCCAAAAAGUCCUUGGCUGCGCCCGCUAAACCCACAGGACGACAGCCACUUGUGAGAGCGGAGUGAAGCAAACAUGGAAAGCUCAGGUUCAGUUGACUAUUUGCAACAGUACAGUCAGCAUCCUACAGC